Messenger RNA from Maudiozyma barnettii, 612 nucleotides. RefSeq names its product mitochondrial 54S ribosomal protein mL58 (gene MRPL20). Lineage: Eukaryota; Fungi; Ascomycota; Saccharomycetes; Saccharomycetales; Saccharomycetaceae. Gene Ontology annotation, cellular component: mitochondrial large ribosomal subunit. Gene Ontology annotation, molecular function: structural constituent of ribosome. The record is from RefSeq and is a predicted model, not a curated record. The transcript has a single exon. The coding region runs from base 1 to 612 and encodes 203 amino acids.
AUGUUAGCAUUCAGAAGGGGAAUACAUGCAUGCUCAACGAAGGGCAAAGAAGUGGCCAGUAAAGUAGCAACUAAUGCAUUCAAGGAGUUAAAGGGUUCGCAAACUAUUUAUAAUCCUAGAACGUCUGCUGCGAACUACAAAGGUUACUUAAAGAACAAAACUCCGGCGGGCAUGUACUACAAUCCAGCACCAUCGGCUGCUACAGGCUCUAUUAACAGUGAAACGAUACCAUUAUCAUUUUUAUCCAAGGAUGACCCUCGUCGGUCGUUUAUUAAACAGUUAAGGGCCCAAGAUGCAACAGAGAGUAGAUAUGGUCCACCAGUGUUGGUCAGCAAGAGUACUGUUGAGGGAAAAAAAUACCAUUUACAACCUGAACAAAUUAACGAAAUCAUCAAACUAAGAAGUUCUGACCCUGUAACGAAUACAAGGAAGAAACUAGCUAAACAAUUUGGAGUCUCACCAUUGUUCAUAUCGAUGGUAUGUAGUGCACCAAAAUCAAGAAUAACAGAGAUGAAUGAAAGACUGAAUACUAUCAAAUCCAAAUGGCACAAACAACGUGAAGUUGCAAGAGAAGAUAGAAAAAAACGUAAUCAAUUAUGGUACAGUGCGUAA